CAUUUUGCUCGGCUACGCCAGAGCCUGGGCUACGCUUGCUAAGCUAACUUUUGUGGCGAUUGGAGCUGGCAGCUGCAGACAUGGAUGACAGCGACGAGCUCGGUCUAGUUCUUUCCCACAACACAUCAUCUGGCUCCAAGUCGGGCGGUGACAAGAUGUUUUCCUUAAAAAAAUGGAAUGCCGUGGCUAUGUGGAGUUGGGAUGUCGAAUGCGAUACUUGUGCCAUUUGCCGGGUGCAAGUGAUGGAUGCUUGUCUCCGAUGCCAGGCGGAAAACAAACAAGAGGACUGUGUCGUUGUUUGGGGAGAGUGUAACCAUUCUUUCCAUAACUGCUGCAUGUCCCUUUGGGUGAAGCAGAACAAUCGCUGCCCCCUCUGCCAGCAAGACUGGGUGGUUCAGAGAAUCGGCAAAUAAGGCCAGCUCCUUGGCGACGUGAUUCACAGAUUUCACCUGUAUGCACCAGGUGGUGGACACAGAUCUGGCUGUGAUCAUUGUGACGCCCUGUGCAAAGCCGCUGUCUACAACCCGCCUUGGCCUUUAGAUUGCAUGUUCCAGUACUCUUGAUGUCAGCGGCGGGCGAUUAUCUGACCAGGUGGAUGCCGCACACUGACUCCUGCUUUGCUGACUGAUGUGCAAGAAGGAAGGGUCACAAAGAGGAGGACACUUUGGUCACUUGUUAGCUUUACAGUUUUCUUUUGUGGGGAUGUUUGCCAAAUGUCAAAUAUGUGACUGUUUUUAGGAAAAAAAGUUGGUGUGUGGCUGUAAAGUUGUUAUUUUUCCUUCUUUUUAGUGCACUGCAGUUUUUUUUCCAAAAGUUGUAUAAUUACUGUAUUUAAAAAAUCACGGAAAAUAAAAAUUACCCCACCCGUG
Corythoichthys intestinalis (scribbled pipefish) is the source of this 869-nucleotide messenger RNA. RefSeq names its product ring finger protein 7 (gene rnf7). The record is from RefSeq and is a predicted model, not a curated record. The transcript has 3 exons. Bases 81 to 413 code for a protein of 110 amino acids. Gene Ontology annotation, molecular function: zinc ion binding; cullin family protein binding; ubiquitin protein ligase activity. Gene Ontology annotation, biological process: protein ubiquitination; ubiquitin-dependent protein catabolic process. Gene Ontology annotation, cellular component: nucleus; Cul5-RING ubiquitin ligase complex. NCBI's taxonomy places the organism in Eukaryota, Metazoa, Chordata, Actinopteri, Syngnathiformes, Syngnathidae.